Messenger RNA from Cadophora gregata, 1257 nucleotides. RefSeq lists its product as uncharacterized. Gene Ontology annotation, molecular function: SUMO activating enzyme activity. The transcript has 2 exons. Gene Ontology annotation, biological process: protein sumoylation. The record is from RefSeq and is a predicted model, not a curated record. Lineage: Eukaryota; Fungi; Ascomycota; Leotiomycetes; Helotiales; Ploettnerulaceae. Bases 1 to 1257 code for a protein of 418 amino acids. Gene Ontology annotation, cellular component: cytoplasm; SUMO activating enzyme complex.
AUGGAAGGAAUCACAGCACCACCACCAACAUUCCCAGCUCAAGAUCUUCCAAUCUUGGGCGAUGCGCCAACUUCUGCCCCCGUACAAAUACCGGCUACAACUGGAAUCAGCGCUGAUGAAAUCGCCCUCUAUGACCGACAAAUCCGACUUUGGGGCGUCCAGGCGCAAGAGAAGAUCCGCAAUGCUAACAUCUUACUCAUAACCAUGAAAGCUCUCGCCAACGAAAUAGCCAAGAACCUUGUUCUAGCAGGCAUCCACUCCCUCACAAUCGUCGACCACGAGCUCAUCACCCCCAGCGAUCUAGGCUCCCAAUUCUUCAUAUCCGAAUCCGACAUUGGUACGAAUCGAGCAGAGGCUGCUGCGCCGCAGAUUAGAAAGCUGAAUCUGAGAGUCAGUGUGAUUGUCGAUCAGACGGAUAUUAGAUUGAGGGGCCCAGAUUACUUUGGCGCAUUCGAUGUGGUUAUUGCGACGGACUUGCACCCGGAUUCGUUAAACAUUAUCAAUACGGCUACGAGGAUCAAUCAUAGACCUUUCUAUGCGGCGGGUGUACAUGGUUUCUACGGAUUCAUAUUCUCGGAUCUGAUUCAGCAUGACUAUGUUGUUGAGCGGGAGAAGAGCAACCGGGCCACGGUACUUGGACCAGAGACACGAACACGCAGUGUGGUUGAUGUGAAGGUCAAGAAAGAGGGUGGAAAGAAUGUCGAGAUGGUCACAAAGCGGGAGCUCUAUUCUACGUGGUUUUUGGCUAGCGAUGCUGCAAGUCUACCUGCCGAGUUCCUCAAGAGCAGACGUCGACUGAAGGCUGUCACACCAAUUCUGUCCUGUCUUCGUGCUCUAUGGGAGUUCUUACAAUUCAACGAUGGUCGGAUGCCAAGCACAACCGAGGAUCUCAAGAUGUUUACCGUCCUAGCCACACAAAAGCACAAGGCUCUAGGUCUACCAGACGAAACACUUAGGUCGGAAGUUCUUCGCAAGUUUUUGCAGAACCUAGGAAGCGAGAUCGCCCCAGUCACAGCUGUUCUCGGUGGUCAACUCGCACAGGAUGUGAUUAAUGUUCUUGGUGCUCGGCAACAGCCAAUCCAGAACAUGGUGAUCUUCGAUGGCGACACGAUGGAAGCACCAAGCUAUCCUCUACAUCCAGAAGGUCUUCUUGGUGAAGCUUUGCUGCCUCUUUCCGUUGGAGCUGAGAAUGGUGCUAUUAUGGAUGGUAUCUUGCCGCUGAAUGGUGGUUUCCAACCAGACAUCAUUCCCGUCUGA